UUUCGCGAAUGGUCGUGUGCCGAAGAUCUUGCGCUUCAUAAAAUUCUGGAAUACUUUUUUCAGUUCACUGCACCUAGUUUAAUCGAUUGGUGCCAUAUUGGUGCCCUUCAUCCGACGCGCUCAGGACGCGAAUGCCAACGUAGAGCCAAGCAAAUUUGCCCUUUAAUAAGAUUUGCUGCGCCAACUAGUGAGCUUCGGCUGGCCGUGGAGGUGGGAAUAUCCACAGUUAAGGAAGGUAGGGAUGGCCCAAUAGCCUGCUUUAGCCCCAAUGAAGACCUGCAAUUAUUGAUGGCCAUUCAGAAGUUUGGAACAGGUGGGGGCAAACUUGGUUAUGGCACUGGACUUGGCCUCGGUUCCUGGAAUCUUGUUGCAACUGCUCUUCCAGGACGUACAGGCCAGGAUUGCUCUCAGCGCUACCUGGAAUUAUGUGACCAUUUUCUUCCUUGGAGCUAUGUGGAAGAUCGUCAGCUCUUUAAACUUCUCCUCAUUUACAUGUCCCAGCGUCAGCAUAUUUCAGGGCCACAAUUGGAUGGCGAUAGCGAUGCUGGUCACCAUUCCUCUUGUCAGCACAUCUUAGCUCACAUCAGCCGUUCAGAACUAAAUGCUCUUCUUGCCUGCCUAAACUGUGACACUCCUGACCAAGCAAACACAAUGAGACACAUCGCCAAGGUGUCCAACAGUAUCAAACCCCAACAAUGCUCUAAUAGAUAG
Molecule: messenger RNA, 711 nt
Organism: Protopolystoma xenopodis
Lineage: Eukaryota; Metazoa; Platyhelminthes; Monogenea; Polystomatidea; Polystomatidae
Source: the annotation of a GenBank genome assembly